Synchiropus splendidus (mandarinfish) is the source of this 3765-nucleotide messenger RNA. It is a transcript of the gene psen1, whose product is annotated as presenilin 1. Gene Ontology annotation, cellular component: cell surface; growth cone; membrane raft. Gene Ontology annotation, biological process: protein processing; membrane protein ectodomain proteolysis; calcium ion transport. The transcript has 11 exons. Lineage: Eukaryota; Metazoa; Chordata; Actinopteri; Syngnathiformes; Callionymidae. The record is from RefSeq and is a predicted model, not a curated record. Gene Ontology annotation, molecular function: cadherin binding; beta-catenin binding; aspartic endopeptidase activity, intramembrane cleaving. The coding region runs from base 168 to 1580 and encodes 470 amino acids.
CUUGAAGCCGGAAGUCCGUGAAAGCAGAAACAACAAAGAGGGGAAGCGAAAGUGUCCCUUCCGAAACCCGCUCUAAAUCAAACCUCUCCUGGAUUCUUGACUUACUCCGUGUACCGUAGGCAGUAGCAGUCCAAACAACGUGGAUUUGCAUGUGAGAACCCGUCGUCAUGGCGAACAAUGCACAGGAUGUGGAGAAAAACAGGGUGCGACAGGAGGAUGCUGGCGAUUCGGCACCCACCCCUCAGCUACAAGGUGCCGUGGCGCUCAGAGCUCGGGCCAGGGGUAAUGCCGCAGAUGGGGGAGCCAACGGCCCGGAGCAAAACGGUCAGGCUCCGUCAGCUGCUCGCCCCCCACAAGUGGUCGAGGCGGAGGAAGAAGAGGACGAGGAGCUGACCUUGAAAUACGGAGCCAAGCAUGUCAUUAUGUUGUUUGUUCCCGUCACCCUCUGCAUGGUAGUCGUCGUGGCAACCAUCAAGUCUGUCGGCUUCUACACCCAGAAAGACGGCCAGAGACUGAUCUACACCCCGUUCCCCGAGGACACAGACACAGUAGCACAGCGAGCAGUCAACUCCAUCCUGAACGCCACCAUCAUGAUCACUGUGAUCAUCGUCAUGACGCUGGUGCUGGUGCUGCUCUACAAAUACAGAUGCUACAAGGUGAUUCAAGGCUGGCUCUUCCUCUCAUCCCUCCUCCUGCUCUUCUUCUUCUCCUACAUCUACCUCAAAGAGGUGUUUAAGACGUACAACAUAGCCAUGGACUUCUUCACGCUGGCUGUGAUCAUUAGUAACUUUGGCGUGGUGGGCAUGAUGUGCAUCCACUGGAAAGGGCCGCUGCGGCUCCAGCAGGCCUACCUCAUCAUGAUCAGCGCCCUCAUGGCUCUAGUGUUCAUCAAGUACCUCCCGGAGUGGACCGCCUGGCUCAUACUAGCCGUCAUAUCUGUCUACGAUUUGCUAGCGGUGCUCUGUCCCAAAGGGCCGCUGAGGAUCCUGGUGGAAACCGCACAGGAGCGGAAUGAGCCCAUAUUUCCUGCGCUCAUCUACUCCUCUACCAUGGUGUGGUUGGUCAACAUGGCUGACACUGACGGACCAAAGAGGAACUCCAGAGAAGCAGUGGCUCCUGAACCUGAAGCAGCGACGGAGACUCCAGUGCCUGCCAGCCCGUCGCAGGACGACGGAGGCUUCACCAACACUUGGGUCAAUCAGCAGGCGCAUCAACUGGGGCCGCUUCAGUCCACUGCGGAGAGCCGGCGGGCGAUCCAGGAGAUGCCUUCAGCACGGCCCCCUGUAGAAGACGACGAUGAAGAGAGGGGCGUCAAGCUGGGCCUCGGAGACUUCAUCUUCUACAGCAUGCUGGUGGGGAAGGCAUCGGCCGCGGCCAGCGGAGACUGGAACACCACAUUGGCAUGUUUCGUCGCCAUCCUGAUCGGCCUCUGUCUGACCCUGCUCCUCCUGGCCAUCUUCAAAAAAGCCCUCCCUGCUCUGCCCAUCUCUAUUUUCUUCGGCCUGGUCUUCUACUUCGCCACAGAUAACCUGGUUCGACCCUUUAUGGACAAGCUGGCGCUGCACCAGUUCUACAUUUAGCAGGACCUUCGGCGUGACGACCACCCACAUGCCCAAGACGACGUAGCCUUGCCCAAACACAUCCUGCAAAGCCUUUUUUCAAGCCACAAUGGAGCUUUUAAAAUUUGGAUCCCUCAAAGCUGGGCAACGUCUACACUGGUCUCAGGCACAAUUUUAAAAGGCUGGUGGGAUAUUUGACCUCCAGAGAAGCUGUUCAUCACCCGCCAGAUCCAAGCUUUGCGGCAGGUGCCUUGCUCAGGGACACCUUGGCGGGAAACAGUUUCUACAUCUUCAGCGACUAGAAACUCUCGUGAAGAUUUUAAUAACACCCCCUUUAACACAACUUCAUCAACGACUGGACAUAGAGAGGGUCAGUGUGCAGUUUGUGUGUGUGAUCACCAGAGCGUGCUUUCCUCACCGCUGUGGAAGAAUGAUCGGAUUAGAAGCUCAGUGAUUCUUGAGCUCAUUGAAAGGAUGAUUUGUCAUCGUCGCAGCAUUUCAAAUAAAUGACCUCACGGUGGUCGCUCCCAGAGGCCACGGAUGGAGCAGUCGAGUGCCUUGCUCAAGGGUUUGACUUCACUCUCAUCACAGUGGGGCAGAAUCUCGCGGUUCACGCAGCAGGUUUCCCCUGCGACCCUCGCCUGGUGCUGUCUGGAACUAUGCUACUUCUCAACUGAUUUUCUUUCUGAACAGGUGAAAGGUUAAAAUUCCAGGAGCCCGAAUCCGAUCAAUCUGACCUCGAGAUAAAGGACCAAACUCAAGUGUUGAUUCAAACGUUACCAAAAACCAAUGGACGAAGGCUGCUUGUAAAGGAACGAGGAAACACUGCACUGAUUUGUCUUUCGUUGUUUCAGACCGGUUUCACACGUGCUGCGUGGAAACGUGAAGAGUGAUUUCUGCAGUUUUUUUUUUAAUAGAAUAUUUUGCGUGAUUGAGUGUUUCUGCCCUUUACAUGCGUAUGUGUGUUAUGCAAAACUCUUUAAUUCAGAUUUGUUGCUUUUUUUUUUUAUAUAAUAAAAAUGAAUGAUCUGAACGGAACUGAAUUAAUGUAAUCAAUAUACAAUAAAUGGUUUGGGAGACAAAAAAAAAUCGAAAACCAGAAGAAUAUUUUAAAAGGAGAUGCUAUGGAUUUUUAUUUUUUAUGUAUUAAUUUAAUAUAUAUGUUACGGUAAAAUAAAUGAUAAUUUAAUCAUAAUUAUGAGAAAAAAGAUGCAUUAUAAUUUCAGUUUCAUUUUCUCUUUGAAUCUUUUAAUUUGUGCUGUGCUUGUAAUAUUUGACAUAUUUUAGGUUUACAAAAUAUUUUAAAAAGAAGCCAUUAUAUGGAAUUGAGUUGAUGCUUUUUCUAUUUUUAAUGAUGCAACAAAAUGGAUAGUUUAAAAAGAACGAUGACUCAUCGCAGGAAAUAUGAGACUCAACGGAGCAAUAUAAAUCUGCCUUUUAAAUAUUGGAGGCUCGGUUUAACAUGCUAAGCAAGGAGCCUUUAAACGUUACUUUUUCUCUAUAUUUUGGGGUUUCUAGCGUGCGGGUCACAAACACUGAUCUGGUGGGCUGGAUUAUGCCCCUGGCCCAUGAGUUUGACACAUAUAGAGUGGCUAAAAAGUUAGUCAAUAGCAGCCUCAGCAUCAGUGGUCUGGUUUGAUGACUGAAAUCCUUUGACACAGGUUUCCUCUCCCGCCACUAGAGAGCGAACCGUCUGUGUGAAUGACGCAGAGCGUCUCUGGGAACAGAGUGGAAAUUCCUCAGUGCGCUGCUACGCCAGCAUCUCUGCGCCAACUUGGCGAGCGGCCUCAUAGAUGGAUGCAUGAGCCGUUGCCAGGGAGAUGGUUUGGCACCUCCGACCAGGACUGUGGCACUGCGUAAAAGUGCAUUCCUCACAUGGUGACGGAGACACUCCAUCGUCAGUGCUGGCUCGGUUUUGAGAGUUCACACCUGGAUACAUCAACGUCCCUUUUGAGGAGCUUCCUGAAAUCCAUCGUCUCAUUUCCUCUAAUGAUAGGACGCUUCCUGUUUAUGCUCCAGAUCUGAGGACUCUCAUGAAACAAGAGGCUCUAGUUGGUGGCCUCGAUUGGAGCUAGAUGCCUCUGUAAUCGGCGAUGUCCGAGUCAGCCCUAUGAAAUACACCCCCCCCGUGAAUCAAUCCAAAUAGAUUAUUUUGGAGGGGUGUCUCUAGUCCACUUUCUUGGUCUUUAUUUCCAGGAUCACUUGA